GUAACACUUGCACUCUGCUGUACGGUGCUUCUAGCACACACGGCUGCGGCAAUCACGUCCAACGAAACUACGACGGUUCCAUCGAAGCCGAAGAAGUCUGCACACUUUGGGUUUAUGUUUGGCAAUCGCGGUGGUAUUCCAGUUGUUGGUGGUUACAGUAGAGGUGGUAACGUUGGCUACAACAGACCAGGGAGACCCGGCAACAGCAAUCAUGUAGGCUACGGCGGUACACGAAGUUCAUAUCCCAGAAAUAGCGGUAGAGGUAGUGGUUACAACAGUUAUGGCGGCGACAAAGGCACCUCCAGACAUGGUGGCGGCAGUGGGUACCCCAGUAAUGGUGGCGGCAGUGGUUACCCUACACAUGGUGGCAGUAGUGGUUAUCCUAGACAUGGUGGCGGCAGUGGUUACCCCAGCCAGAGAGGAGAUAGAUAUGGAGGCAGGCAGGGAGGAGAUAGAUAUGGAGGCGGUAGUGGCUACCCCAGUCAAGGAGGAGACAGACAUGGUGGAAACAGUGGCUACGGUGGAGGCAGUCGAUACUCAGGAAAUGGUGGAGGACACUCCGGGAAUGGUUAUGGGAAUAGUGGAGGUCACUCCGGAAAUGGUUACGGUAAUGGUGGAGGACAGGGGUACAACACGUAUCCAACUUUCGGAAAGAGGGGAUAUCUCAUGUGUCCCAACCAGACCUUUUUUGAUAACAUUUACAGAUGGAGCGAUCUUGCAACCGGAUACCCGCGGUAA
Molecule: messenger RNA, 738 nt
Organism: Gigantopelta aegis
Lineage: Eukaryota; Metazoa; Mollusca; Gastropoda; Neomphalida; Peltospiridae
Product: glycine-rich cell wall structural protein-like
Exons: 1
Source: RefSeq, a predicted model, not a curated record